Molecule: messenger RNA, 4450 nt
Organism: Acanthochromis polyacanthus (spiny chromis)
Lineage: Eukaryota; Metazoa; Chordata; Actinopteri; Pomacentridae
Gene: tnfrsf21
Product: tumor necrosis factor receptor superfamily, member 21
Exons: 6
Coding region: 347-2389 (680 amino acids)
Biological process (GO): humoral immune response; oligodendrocyte apoptotic process; neuron apoptotic process
Molecular function (GO): protein binding
Source: RefSeq, a predicted model, not a curated record
GGCGGAUCCGCGGAGCUGCAGAGCGGAGCCGCACUGCACUCUGGACGGGGCGAGGCGGCGGCUGUCCCGGCGUGGCCUCUCAUCCGUCAUCGCAAUGGGAAUUAACACCGCGCUGAGUCCUAUCGGAGCCCUCGUUCACCUGAAAGCGGUCCAGCUGCCGGAGACACAGACUAUGAAGCGCUGCAGUUCAGGCCGCUCACACAGCUUCUUCUCCCGAAACUGAGGAGGAGGAAGGACGGAUGAUGAUGAUGGUGGUGGUGAGGAUGAGGGGAAACAUCUAGAGAUGAGAAGUGUUCCUCAAGCAGACAACUUUGCUCGAAAAUCUUCUUUUUUGUGAACCAGGACGAUGCCUGCCAUGUGUGUGUCCGCAGUGUUCUUAUGUACAGUGGUGGCGGACAUCUCAGCCCGGGUUUUGACCACCACCAGCCCAGACGACCAGCCCAUCCUCUCUUCCCGCCAUUAUCAGCACACUGACCGAGACUCGGGCACCCAGCUGGUCUGCGACAAGUGUCCGGCAGGAACCUACGUCUCCGUCCACUGCUCUCCAACAGCUGUAAGGGAGUGCAGCCCCUGUCCCCAGGGCACCUUCACACGGCGGGAGAAUGGGGUAGAGCAGUGCCAUCGCUGUCGGGCUCCAUGUCCCGCAGGCUUCCUUGAGAAAAGUGCCUGCAUGGCCACGCAGGACCGAGUCUGCACGUGUCCACCCAACAGCUUCCUGUCGGGGGAUAAUGGUGCCGAGUGUAAACCCCACUCGCUGUGCCCUCCAGGGACCAGAGUGAAAAAGCGUGGCAGCGAAAUGGAGGAUGUACUCUGCAAGCCGUGCACCAGGGGGACUUUUUCAGACGUGGAGUCGAGUGCAUUGAAGUGCCGAAAUCACACGGACUGCCAAGCUCAGGGGCUGGUGCUGCUCACAGCAGGGACUAGAGAGACUGAUAAUGUCUGUGGACCCUCUUCUACAGCAUCGGUCUACACAACCCCUAAACUGGCUGUACCUACAGAGGAACCCUGGUAUUCCUCAACUUCUCCAGCACCACUGACUGGACACGCUCAGAAAGGUACCCACAGAGAGUCAGCAGCCAUUCAGCUGAAGCAAGCCCUGGAUGAAGAAGCCCACAGAGCAGAGGGGCUACUCCUCAGUCAUCCGGGUACUCCAACACCUAAUAGUGAUCCUCCAAGGACUCCACUGCGCCAAGCUCCCAAACAACCGAUGGAGCAUGAGCAACAGCGGGGUCAGCCCAAUUCUGACCCUAUGCCAGGGCCCAACAAACGGGCAAUGGAGGGUCUGGAAGGUGCAGAGGUGGUCAGGGUUGGAACAGGUAUCAGCAAGGUGGCUGGGCAGGGGAGUGGAGGAGGCAUCUCCAGCUACUAUAGACCCAGUCGCAGGGGGUCUCCAAGGCCGAGCACCCACAAUCACUUUGACAUCAACGAGCACCUGCCCUGGAUGAUCGUCCUGCUGCUCUUACUGGUGCUGGUGGUGAUCGUGGUGUGUAGCGUGAAGCGAAGUUCCCGGGUAUUGAAGAAGGGCCCAAUGCAGGAUCCCAGCAGCAUCAUGGAGAAGGCAAUUCAGAAAAAACCAUCUGCGCCACCCACGCAAGUCAGAGAGAAGUGGAUCUACUACUCCAAUGGACAAGGGGUGGACAUCCUGAAGCUGGUUGCAGCCCAUGUGGGCACCCAGUGGAUCGAUAUCUAUCAGUCUCUGGCCAAUGCCACGGAGCGGGAGGUGGCUGCCUUCUCCAACGGCUACUCGUCCGAUCACGAGCGGGCCUACGCCGCGCUGCAGCACUGGACCAUCCGGGACAGCGACGCCAACCUGGCCAAACUGAUCAACGCUCUGCACCGUCAGAGGCGCAUUGACGUGGUGGAGAAGAUCCGCUGUGUCAUGGAGGACAACCCACAGUUUGACAUCAACCAGCUGAUGACCUCCGUGAAUGUAAGCCAUAGCCUGAGUCCCAUCCACAAGCCGCUCGAGUCUCCCACCAGCCUUGGCAGCAACGGUGGCAGCAGCAGCAGCAGCGUGGGUCGGGUCAGUGGCAUGGAGCAGUCACCAGUGGAUCGGACCAAAGGCUUCUUCCCUGACGAAUCGGAGCCGCUGCUUCGCUGCGACUCCACCUCCAGCAAAGACUCGGCCCUCAGUAGGAACGGCUCCUUCAUUACCAAAGAGAAGAAAGACACGGUGCUCCGGCAGGUUCGUCUCGAUCCUUGCGACCUGCAACCCAUCUUUGAUGACAUGUUGCACAUCCUGAACCCGGAGGAGCUGCACGUCAUCGAGGAGAUCCCGGCUGCCGAGGACAAGCUGGACCAACUUUUUGAGAUUGCUGGAGUAAAGAGUCAGGAGGCCAGUCAGACGCUGCUGGACUCGGUCUACAGCCACCUGCCCGACCUGUUAUAAUGGAGGAACGAGGAAGAAACUGCAAGGGGCAGGAGAAAACGAAGGAAUGUGUUUUACUAGAGGGAGUCAGAUGUGGUGUUGUCCAGAUGAUGCGUGGGUUGACAUUUGAUCUGAUAGAGUUUGACUUUUCAUGUCAAUUUGUCACGAGUCGAGCUUGGGGUUCACUACUCCCUGUAAUGAAUUGCUCAACUCUUUUCUGCGUCUUUACUCCUCUUUUCCUUCUCUCAUCCUGUGUGUACACUUUACUCCUUCAAAACUCCAACAUCCUCCACCACAAUACUUGUUCAGCAUAACAAAGUACUGUGACGUUAACCACAAGGCUCUAGGGCCUCCUAAUUUUGAAAAAAUGCUGGGUUCACAAGAAGCUGAGCACAUGUUGACUCCAUGCAAAGACACAAAUAGCACUUUCUUUCUCUUAAAUGGCCAAUGCCUUCAUACGUAAAGAGUAAUACCAGUGUUUCUUUUUGUUGUUUGUGCCAAUCAUUCAGUCUUCUCUUGCCUUUAACAUAAUUUCAGUGUUAAAAAUAUUAUUUAAGAGAGCAAUUGUGGCUAAAUGAUUAGACAGACAAUUGUAAAUAAGCUACGACACUGGUAUUAUUCUUUGAUUUUAGGGUUCUUGUAACACAUUCUCAGAUGUUUUCGCCCAGGUGUGGACCAACCUGUAAGUCACGUGCCUGAACUUUUUCCUUUUUGAACCUUGUGAACCCUUUUCCUUACACCCCACCUGCACCUGGAGCAGAUCAUGUGAGGGUUGCUUGUUCCCACCAGCAGGUAGCAUGCGUAAGCUUAGAUGCUCAACCUGCUGCUCUGGAACCAAAACCAUAUAUCAAAACGUCAAAAUAAUCAAAUUCUGGAGCACUAUUUACCCAAUCUGAUGUUAUGAUAUACGGUUUUGCCUUUAUCUAUUUUGCUUUUUGACGAAAAGGCUGAACAGAGCAGGAGGUUUACAUCGUUGACCGCCCCGGCCUGCUUCUCUGGAAUCAAAGCCAUAAAUCUAAAACAGUUUAGAUGCAUCGCUUUGGAAGCUCCAUCGCUGCUGGACUCACUGGAAGGAUCCGAUAAAUACUUCUACCAGUACGCACAUUCAGAUCUCUGCUAGCUAGCCCUGUUUGCCUCAACAAAUGUAGCGUUGAUAAAGUGUUCUUGAUGCAUUUUGGAGCUUCAUGUUGGAUUUUGAACCAGAAAUAGAGAAAUAAUAGAACACCAGUGAUUCUUUUUUUUCCCCAUUCAUGUUGGUACAUGCUCUAUGUAGUCAAUAUUUAAAUGUAAUAAUAAUGCACUAAUUCUAUUUACUAUUGGAGACGCAGAUAUGUAUUUUCUGUGUCCUCUUUUUUUCCUUUCUCAUAUUCUGAAAUGCUGUUAACAUUUGAUUUUGUUGUAGUGUUUUUCCAUAUUUAGUUCGAUUUAUCAUGUUGUAUUCUCUCUGUUAACAUUUUUGAUUCUUCUUUUACGGGCAUUCACAUGUAUUUACUGCCACUUGGUGUCACAAGGAGACCACAGUGCGAUGUAAGGUAUGCAUAUUCCAUACUCUACUUGAAGUCUGUCUACUUGGCUUACUUGAUUUUCAAUGAAGAUAAUGUACUCUUUCAGUUCCUCUCGCAUCCAGUGCUCUUUCUUAAAACAAUAAUAGACCUAAAAAGCACCACCAAAAAAGCUCGUCAGUGUUCGGAGCCAUGAGAGCUACUGUGGUGCUGGAUGUGAACUCACACCGGUUGAUAUGACACAAGGGAAGAUUUUGGUAACAAUGAACUGACAUAUUUAAAGUAUUCCAGACUGAAUGAAAAAGAGUGAAGGUUGUCCUGCUGUGGACUGCAGGAUGUGGACGAAGGUGAUGAUGAUGAUUAUGAUGUGUGAUCUGACUCUGCGGUGCCGUGGAGUCUCAAACUGCAGGAUUGGAGCUUUUUAUUUUCUAUGGAAGUCUGAACAGGAUGAGGGCAAGGUGUGAAAUGCACAUGUGGCAUGAGUGGAUGAUUUCAUCAAAUUUCACACGUGUAACCAAUAUGUUUACUACUAUGUAACCUCUUAAAAUCAAUGAAUUAAAGCUCAAAACAUUUGUCAUAA